AUGAAGGUUCCUGAUGGAGUUACAGCCCCUCAUCCGAAUCAAGUUUGCAAACUCCAGAAAUCUUUGUACGGCCUUAAACAGGCCAACAGACAGUGGAAUGCUCGCCUCACCACUGAACUCUUAGCUCUUGGUUACUCCCAAUCAUCUGCUGACCAUUCCUUGUUCACUAAGGUCAGCAAUGGUUCCUUUACUGCAUUAUUAGUCUACGUUGAUGACAUGGUUUUAACUGGGAAUAACCUUGAUGAAAUACAAUCAGUCAAAAAUCAUCUAGAUCAUUUGUUCCGUAUCAAGGAUCUUGGUCCUUUAAAGUUCUUCCUUGGACUUGAAAUUGCCCGUUCACAACAUGGCAUAGUGGUCAAUCAACGUAAGUAUGUCCUGGAGUUGCUCUCAGAUAGUGGUCUACUUGGUGCACGCCCUGCUUCCACACCUAUAGAGCCCACUUUGCGUAUGUGUCAGGAUCAAGGAGAAAUUUAUGAUGAUCCAGCAGUGUAUCGUAGACUUAUAGGACGCUUGCUCUAUCUAGCUAACACUAGACCCGAUAUUUCCUUUACUGUCCAGCAACUCAGCCAAUUUAUGGCACGUCCAAUGAAGGCUCAUUAUAAUGCAGCUUGCAGAGUCCUUCGAUAUCUAAAGGGAUCCCCUGCUAAAGGCCUGUUUUCCCCUUCUCAGAAUCACCUCACACUCACAGGGUUUGCAGACGCUGAUUGGGCUACUUGCCCGGACACUCGUCGUUCUACAACUGGCUUCUGCACUUUCCCUGGAUCAGCCUUAGUCUCAUGGAAAUCCAAAAAGCAAACUACAGUCAGUCGCUCAUCUGCCGAAGCUGAAUACCGUGCUUUGGCCACUCUCACUUGUGAGCUUCAAUGGCUCACUUACUUGCUCCAUGAUUUACACGUUGAUACUCCAGGACCUGCAAUGGUUUACUGCGAUAACCAAGCAGCCGUUCAUCUAGCUCGUAAUCCAUCUUUUCACGAACGUAGCAAGCACAUUGAGCUUGACUGUCACGUUACAAGAGAAAAGAUUCUAAAUGGUUUGAUUCGUUUGAUGCCCAUUUCCACUUCACAACAGAUUGCAGAUAUGUUUACUAAGGGACUUCACCCAGCUCCUUUUCGAACGUUUAUGGACAAGUUGGGAUUUAGAGACAUCCACCUCCCAACUUGA
Molecule: messenger RNA, 1161 nt
Organism: Gastrolobium bilobum
Lineage: Eukaryota; Viridiplantae; Streptophyta; Magnoliopsida; Fabales; Fabaceae
Exons: 1
Coding region: 1-1161 (386 amino acids)
Source: RefSeq, a predicted model, not a curated record